Hyalella azteca is the source of this 6974-nucleotide messenger RNA. RefSeq names its product neuronal acetylcholine receptor subunit alpha-10. The transcript is spliced from 13 exons. NCBI's taxonomy places the organism in Eukaryota, Metazoa, Arthropoda, Malacostraca, Amphipoda, Hyalellidae. Gene Ontology annotation, molecular function: acetylcholine-gated monoatomic cation-selective channel activity; transmembrane signaling receptor activity. Gene Ontology annotation, biological process: signal transduction; nervous system process; monoatomic ion transmembrane transport. The record is from RefSeq and is a predicted model, not a curated record. Gene Ontology annotation, cellular component: synapse; postsynaptic membrane; neuron projection. The coding region runs from base 1 to 2094 and encodes 697 amino acids.
AUGGCCGUUGCCGGCGUUCGCAGUUCACAAUCAGGGGUGCGAAUUAAGCCAUACAUCAGGCCUUCGAAAGCCUGCUUAAGAUGCUCGCCUCAGCUUCUUUUGUAUUCAGACGCGUACAAAACUGGCGCUCUGAAUAACACCGCCACCGCCGUCAUGCGUCCUGCAGCCUGCCUUCUCAGGCUGGUCGUCAUCUUGACAUUCGCUGCUCGCGUAUCUCUGGGAGAUCACACUGAGUACAAACUCACUCAGUACCUCCUGGCGAACUAUGACCCCGCCGUGCGACCCUCCGUCAACGCCUCCCUCGCACUCAACGUAACCUUCGGCCUCGCCCUCACACAGAUCAUCGACGUCGACGAGAGGAAUCAGAUCUUAACCACAAACUGUUGGCUUAACCAGUUGUGGGUCGACAACAGCGUCACUUGGGACCCUAGCGAGUUCGGUAACAUUAAAGUUAUUAGACUGCCUGCUGCGCGGCUAUGGCGACCUGACGUCAUACUCUACAACAACGCUGACAGUCACUACAACACAGCUGUACUGAGCACCAACAUCAUCGUCUCCUACGACGGCAACGUGACAUGGCUCUCGUCUGCAAUCUUCAAGAGCUCUUGUGCCAUCAACGUCGAGUUCUUUCCCUUCGACGAGCAGCGCUGCCACAUGAAGUUCGCCUCGUGGACCUACGAUGGCUUCCAGGUGAACCUAAGUGCUCACGCGUCAGAAGCUGACCUGACUAACUACGUUACAAACGGAGAGUGGGACCUGAUAGAGCUGUCCAUGGAGCGACAUGUGGUCUACUACUCCUGUUGUGACGCUCCGUAUCCUGACAUCACCUACACUCUCGUGCUCAGGCGGAGGCCACUCUUUUACGUGUUCAACUUGAUCUUGCCGUGUGUACUCAUCACGGGCAUUGCGCUCCUAAGCUUCUACAUGCCCAGCGACUCGGGCGAGAAAGUUACACUGGGCAUCACCACCCUCCUCUCCAUGACCGUGUUUCUUAUGGUCAUCGGGGAAUCCAUGCCCCCCACAUCUGAAAAACUCCCGCUUAUUGGCCUUUACUACGGUGUGACCAUCUCCCUCGUGAGCUUCGCCACGGGGCUCUCAGUGGUGACGCUAAACAUCCACCACCGCGGGAUGCGCGGCCGCGCGGUGCCCAGACUCCUACGCAAGUUCGUGCUCGAAGGACUCGCAAAACUGCUCUUCAUCAGACUAGAUCUCCCAGAUCCCCUGGGCAGGAACAGAUCCCAGAGGCGCUCAUCGUCCCCGACCCUCGGGGAAAGUCUGGGCUGCUCGGCGAUGUGUUCGCAAGGGUCGUCCCCUUGUAUGCCCACUCCCCCACCUCCGCUCCUGCACAACAGCACCUCCAUCUCUACCGUCACUACGACGCUGCAUCAUCCUUGCUGCGUAGCAGCGAGACCGCCUGACGUCACGGACCGUCUGGGCGCCGCGGCGCUGCCGCUGCCGCUACGCUGCACCAACGGCGGCAUCACGCACAGGACACAGUCUCCUGCUAUGGCCAUCUCACCUUGUCCCGGCAUCUGCAUGCAGAGCUUGACGGGAAUUUGCGAGACGCCUCUCAGCGAGACCUCACAAGAAAUGAAAACGCUGCAUCAUUUACAGCAGCAACAUCUGCAGCAACAGCAUUUGCAACAGCAGCUGCAACACCAGUCACAAACGCUGUUGCAACAAGAGCACUGUUUGCAACCCGAACAUUGCAUGCAGCAAGAGCUCUGUAUUCAACAGGACCACUGCAUUGAACAGGAGCAUCGCCUGCAACAAGAGCAGCAACAGUUGAAACAACAGGGAACUCUAAAGAAGAACGAAAACAGGAGGGAAUCCAGGCUACCGUUGAAAACAAUGGCGAUUGAUGAAUUUGACCGACACUUUUCUCGCGUCUUACAAAAAGUGCAGGAAACCAUCGAUCGCAACGAACUGCGUUUAGCAGAACAGGACAGACGCGACACAAUCAGACUUGAGUGGCAGCAAGUUGCGCUCAUCAUCGACAGGCUGCUGCUGUGGGUGUUCCUGGUGGCGACCGUCAGUAGCACCUUCGGCAUCAUGUACAUGUCGCCUCACACGCGCCUCUUCACGGCCUACUGAACGCCUCACAAACGCCUCUUCGCGGCCUACUGAACGCCUCACACGCGCCUCUUCACGGCCUACUGAACGCCUCACACGCGCCUCUUCACGGCCUACUGAACGCCUCACACGCGCCUCUUUACGGCCUACUGAACGCCUUACACGUCUCUUCACGGCCUACUGAACGCCUCACACGCGCCUCUUUACGGCCUACUGAACGCCUCUGCGCCAGGAAUAAACGUCUGCACUGAACAUCUUAACUCGAAACAACCGAAAAUUUUUUUCGGAUUGUGUCGAAGAAAAUAAGAGGUUUAAAGUAAAAAAUUCAGCAGGAUUUACAUACAAAUCAGACGCCAUUUACAACUUGCAUUAAGCCCCUAUAAAAUGUAAGCUGUAUUACUACGGGAUCCCAACGGUUUAUAUUGCGGUGGCCGAACUUUAGCACUAGUAGUCUAGUUCUUAUGUAGUCAACAAUAAAAAAUAUAAACUAUAGCAAUGUUGUUCAUUGAUGCGAGUGAGGGUCGAGAGUUGGAAGCAUUAUUACAAAAAUGCAUUAUAUUCAUCAACUUCACAAUAUCCAGGCUCCUCUGGAUAUUUUCAUAUUUUUUCAUUCGGUUGAACAUUGAUUCAAGAAGGUCAUGAGAAAUGCUAAGAAUUGUGAGAAAAUUCUACGUUGGUUUGGUGACAAUGACAUGGAGCUCCUUCGUUACUAACUUUGGUAUUAAGGAGGCAAGGUUCAGAGUAAUGGCAUACCCAGCGUCUCAUUUGUGGGCAGUAACCACAACUUUUUCCUCCACUGACUCUUCUUCAUUAAUGACAGUAAAACUUAUCAGGAGCUUGGAAAUAUUACUCGAUAAUCGCCACAUCCUUUGCUCGCAGUCUUUGCGGGAUCAAGAUUUGGACAAGCAAACAGUGAGUGUUACAGAGCAAGGCUGUGGAACCCGUAAGUGACCUCAAAACAAAUAUAUUUCUUUGGAUGAUGCCAAAGUUUAUCAUUGAAAGAUGUAAAAAAGUCUUAGUGACCUCGCUAUGACUCCGCAUUGGUGAUACCAGCAUAAACGAAUUUUUCUCCGUGUGAAGGAAUUUCGAGUUUCAGAAAAUUAGUCAUACUUCCAAUAAUUUAUGGUAGUCAAUUCUCGCCUGAUCUCCGUUUUUGAGCGAUUGAAAAAUCCAUUAUGUAUUUUACAGCUGAAUGAUCACAGAUUCUCAUCAUCCAUUGCACUGAAUGGUUACUCAUCAUUCAUUGCGGUGGAGAAUGAAGAAUGAUCAAGUCGAAGCCACACGCCCGGAAGUGGCUGAAAACUUGGAGGCCCGAAAACGCUGAAAAAUGCAGCUCCGUCUUGAAGCAUUGAGAGUAAAUCCUUCGCUUUAUCAAGUGUGGUUAAUGCUCAAACAAUUACAAUAUUAAUGGAGCGUUAUCGUUAUUUAAAAUGUCAGUAUUACAUCGAAACAAUCAACCCAGCAAUGUUAUUAUAGCAAGUCGUGCAUCGCAAAUUUUCAAUUGUCUUAGACACGGCUAGAAUCAACAAAUAUUUUCGAUGAAAUACUUCAUGACGAGUGCAGAUAUACUGACAUGAGACGUUUUUCCUUCCUCCCCAAUCCCACAACACGUCGCAACGCCGUCUCAAACAUCAUCCGUGAACGUCUGUAAUCAACACUCGUUGAACCUCAUCGAUGACUUCAUCAUUUCGACAUGAUCGCUGACAUAAUCGUAAUCAAAAGCAUUUAAUUUUUCCCAAAAAAAUUCAUAUUGAAAAUGCGAUUUUUCGUUGAAAAACGGCUUAUCCACCGGUAACGAAAAUUUUGUCUUACGGAAAAGUUUUUCGGUCAAGCGCGCUUUGCACUCAAAAGAUCCUGGCGUCAUAUUUAUGAAAGGAAAAUCCUGGCUCCCAUCUGUUUUAUUCGCACGUGAAACGUAAUGGCUUUCUGACAUUCCAUCAAAACCUCUUGAACAAAAGCCUUCAAGAUCUAAAAGAAAUUAAAGACCGAUUGAUAUUUCAAUACUGGAAGAAUUAAAACAAAUCAUAAUUAUUAUUAUUAAUUAUUCGCUAUUGCCAAUUUUAUUUUCCGGCAAAACGUUAUUUAUUCCUAAAUGACUCGUCAAAAUAAUCUCUCGGCUCCGUAUAGAGCAAUGCAAUUCGUUCAUUUGAUGCGCUGCAAUUUGUUUAGCAGCCUCUGCAUUUUGAUUGCUUCGAACAUGUAACUUCGUAAAUAAUUUGUGUUAACUAUUGGAAUUUUUCAAUUGUUGAGAGUUAAAAACUUUCAAACACAGAUUUAAAUUUCAAUGUGCAGCUUCGGAUCAUUUUUUCUUUAGUUGAAGUUAACGAUGAUUCUACGAAUAUGAGAAUUUCUCUCCUAAACUCUGCAUGAUAUGCCAUUUGCAUUUUGGAAAUAAUUUUACAGAUUAUUCCAUUCACUAGUUGAAAUUAUCAGAAAAAGUGUCCGGUUAUGUAAGUCCAGUAAGUUAUUUUAAGAUGAGUUAUGACUAGGGUUUUUUGCUUGUUUGCACUAGUCUAUAGGCACCGUAGAAUGCUCUGUAUAUUUGUACUGACAAGGAAGAAGAAGAAAUACCAUUCAAUGAAUGUAUUUCUUCAGUAACCAAUGGCAGCUGACCGCGAUUCCUCAGGAUCAUCGACGUUCGUGAUGCGAUGAUGCCAUCCAUGUUGUGAUAGAUGUGCAUGAAAAGUAUUACUGAAUUUACUGAAGCAUUACUGAAUACAGACAUACUGAAUUUCUCAUGUCUUGCCGCUGAUCAAUUAUGAAUUACAGAGAAGGGUCAACAUGGCAGAAAUAUCUACUAAAUAAGUAAUUCAUUAUUGACUUCACAGCAUAAUUAAAAGAAGCAUACGAAGAUCAGCAACAAGGAUAGGUUUCUUGUAGUUGUGAAGAUGCUUCAUUAAUUAUAGAGACUUUCGUAUGGCAAACAUGUGAGCUUCACUGCUGAACUCUUGAUGUUCAUGAGAAUGGAAAAUUCCAGUAAGUUCAAGGUUGCUUAAGUAGUAAAAUUACUGUAGUUUGCUUUUAGCCGUAAUGCGAUGCUGUUCUUUCGGAAUUAGUUUGACCCAUGCAAUGCCUGCUGAUGCAUACUUUUUGUCGUUUUUCGAUAUGAAAUUAUCUUAAUGAUCAUCGAAACGUUCUGAUUUCUUCCCAAGUGAUACAAUAUUUUAUAUAAUACAAAAAAUGUCCAGAUAAUUUGACUGUGUUAUAAUGUUUAGUCUAAUCCCGAUAUUAUUGGCCGUAUAAGUUCAGUUGAAAUGCUGUCAACUAAAUUUGCGUAGUUUGUGCGAUAAGUCAUGUGAUGAAAUCCCCUUAAGGAGACGAUAACAAUAACGAUAACUGAUAACAAGACGCAAUUGCUAUUGCGGCCGUUUUAAUUGAUUUUGACGUUCGUAAAUUGCUGUUAAUUUUACCCUUGAUAGGACUUUCUCUUCUGGUCUUCUAAUGUUUAACGAUAUUUGUUUGCUGCUGAGUUUUUUUUCUAGUUUUCUUUCAAUAAUAUAAGAAAAUUUUUCUUUUCAUACGAAUUCUUCUACAAUAUAAACUUGCUGUUUCUUCGAAUGUGCUCAAUUUAUUUAGCUCAUAUGAAUUUUUUCGUUAGUCAGAGGAUUGAGUCAGGAGUAAAAGGCUUAAAUGCUUGCUUCUUAAAAAAUGUAAAUCAUUCUGCCUACACGAAUCAAUUUCCAUUAACGUAAUUGAAUUUUACUCAAUUAAAUGAAACUAGACAGAAACACCGGACGCGGUUUGUCCACAGUUCACGACUUGAAUACUAUGGCGUUAUAGCUCUUUUAAUUGGCGCGCAGACAUGGCAAUAAACAGAAAAUUGAAUAUCUGACGCUGGUUUGAAUUGGUCAAAGUAUGUCCAAUUCGAACAUGUAUUUACUUAUAAGCAUUUAAGAAAUUUGUAUUAACAGGUAAAAAUCUCCGCUGAUGAACUUGAUCAUGUAUGGACAGCGGACACUAUAAAGGCCAAUGUAAACAAUCUUACUCUAUAUUGUGUAAAAUGAUAUCCGCAAUGAUGAAAAAUUAUCUAACUUCAGUAUUAUUCAAUAUCAUCAAGUUACAGAUUUUUAUUAAUAAUAUAUUUCUUUUUCCGAUCAUAAAUUAAUGUGUCUGCGCUACACUUAUUUUAAGUAACAAUUAAUGCUCAAAUUUAGGGCGUUAUAGCCGUGGUGACUUGGUAGACAGAUGAUUAUUAUCAGAAACAUGAUAGCGUUACCCCAAAAAGAAACAGGAUUUGCAGGAGAUAUGUAAUCCACUAGUUGGUUGAGCAUGGAUAUGUCAAAUAAACCAUCCUCUAUGUUUCUAUGACACUGACCAUCAUUUUUUUCAAAUUAAUUUUCAAUAUCGCAUCUUCAAGGAUCGAUCAAAUCUAUUCAACUCUGCCGAUCUAUCACAAGCGACAUCGUGCAGUAUCUUUCCUCCAUUGGUUUUCCCUCUAGACUUACGUUUGUUUAAUAUAUUAUCGUUGCUAUGCUUCUCUUGCCAGCUACUUCACUAGCAGGUAUUUAGAUAGCACGAAUAAUUGAAACUGUCCACUCUUACAUAGAUGAAUCUUCUCUUCUAUUAACCAAAAUUAUGUAACUACCGUAACUGGAUUUAAGCCAAUUUUUAUUUUUGAAUUGUGUAUUAUCAUUUUGUUGAGUAUUGAAUUUUUCAGUGAAUGUAUUUAGGGUUUGAGUGAGAAUUCUUGAAAGCUUUACUCCGCCGUUUAUGCUUCCUCAGUUUCAACUGAUCAAUUAUUAGCAAUAAUUACUUAGCAAUAAUUCGGAAUAAUGCUGUUCUAUAAUUAUUAAGGCAAAUACCGUGUCAUUAAGAGUUAAAUACAACUCUAUUUUGCCACAGCUUUGAGACGUGAUAUCGUUAUCGUGCAAUAAACUCAUACCGAUCGAGUUGAGCAGUCU